GGGCCCAGUGGGUGGAGCAGGGGUGUCUGGGCACCAGGACUCCUGGGUUCUUUUCACAGCUAUGCCCCCUGCUCCUUGUCUGAGCCUUUGUUUCUGGCUCUCGUACCUGGUCUCCCUCCUCUGGGUUCUUUCUCCCCUCCCUGACAUGCCCCCGGCCCCCUUGCAAGCGCUCUGGUGUUUGGCUGCAGGUGCUGUGGUCUGGGAGAUGCCUGGGGGUCGUCUCUAGCGGAGGAGGCCCGGCUGCCGGCGUCCAUGCACUGGGCCCUCAGGAUCUGCAAGAGCGUUCUGCGGGCGCCAGGGGCGAGCCAGCCUUCCCGAGCCAUGGCUGUGCGGAGCACCGCUCUCCCUGGGCACAACGGCCACGGCGCCGUGACAGCCGGGAUCAUCAUCAUCGGAGACGAGAUCCUGAAGGGCCUCGUCCAGGACACAAACUCUUUCUUCAUGUGCCGGAAGCUGCGGUCGCUGGGGGUGAAGGUCGCAAAGAUCUCCGUGAUCCCCGAUGACGUCGACGCCAUUGCCGUGGAGAUCUCCUCCUUUGCGGCCAGGUUCACCUACGUGCUGACGGCGGGGGGCAUCGGCCCCACGCACGACGACGUGACCUUUGAGGCGGUGGCCAAAGCCUUCGGGGAGCAGGUGCGCCCCCACCCAGAGCUGGUCGCCCUGGUGCACCGCUUCUUCGGCAAGACGGACGUGGGUUGCCCCGAGAUGAAGCUGGCGCGUGUGCCCGAGUCCUCGCUGCUGAACUACGGCACGGACAAGAGGACGGGCGAUGCCCUGAAAUACCCCCUCGUCAGCGUGCGCAACGUCUACGUCUUCCCGGGCAUCCCGGUGCUGAUGGAGCGGGCGCUGGAGGGGCUCGGCCACCUCUUCCGCAACGAGCGGACCCGCUUCCAUUCCCGAGAGCUCUACGUCAGCGCCGACGAGACGCUCCUGGCCCCCCUGCUCAACCAGGCCAACGCCUGCUUCGGGAGCCACACGCAGCUGGGCUCCUACCCCGACUGGGUCAACAACUACUACCGCGUCAAGCUGACCCUGGACUCGGAGUCUGAGCAGCACCUGGAGGAAGCCUACAGCUUCCUGCUGCAGAACCUGCCGCCGGCAGUGAUCAUACCCCUUGUGACAGACCCUGUGGCGCGGGCGGCCAUGGACGUGUAUGCCCUGGCGGAGUCUGGUUCCGCCCUGGGCCAGAAGGUGGCAGCAGCGCUCCGGACCCUGGAAGAGGCCUUGGAUCGGUUCCGCCUGGCCCAGAUCUGCGUGGGUUUCAACGGGGGCAAGGACUGCACGGCCCUGCUGCACCUGUUCCACGCCGCUGUGCAGAGGCGAUUCCCGGAGCGGAAGGAGAAGGUGCCGGUGCUCUAUAUCCGUGUCGUGUCCCCCUUCCCCGAGAUGGAGCAGUUCAUUCAGGCCACCGUGCAGAGGG
This is a messenger RNA of Pelodiscus sinensis (Chinese soft-shelled turtle), 1420 nucleotides long. Lineage: Eukaryota; Metazoa; Chordata; Testudines; Trionychidae. The record is from RefSeq and is a predicted model, not a curated record.